Molecule: messenger RNA, 1185 nt
Organism: Telopea speciosissima
Lineage: Eukaryota; Viridiplantae; Streptophyta; Magnoliopsida; Proteales; Proteaceae
Exons: 1
Coding region: 1-1185 (394 amino acids)
Source: RefSeq, a predicted model, not a curated record
AUGGUUAGUACAAGGGAAAACAAGAGAGCUCGUAGCGAGGAACAAUCUCAUUUCGUACGAGAAGCGAGACCAUCAAGUGAUACGGGCCCGACCAUUGAAACAUCUGCUACCUCUGGGAGCAUGCGUGAAGUCCCUCCUCCCCGAACUCACGAGGUUCCUUCAGCACCUGUGAUCCCUCCAGCUCAAGUACCCCCACCUCCACCAAUUAUGACCGCCGGAGAGAUCUCUGCAAUAAUGGCUACUAUGAUGCAGUCCAUGCAACAACAGCAGCAAGUUCAACUGCAAAUUCAACAACAACAACAAGAGCUGAUGACCAGCAUGAACACACAACUCAUGGCUGCCACGAAGCAGAGAGCUGCGCAACAACCUAACCUCCCUCCAAACUUUCCUCCUCUUGUGCCCCAGGUUACACUAGAAAACUCCACUGCUAAAGUGAUGGAGAAGUUUAAGAGACUCCACCCUCCAUCUUUCUCUAAGGUUGAAUCUGAUUCACUACAGCCUGAGAGGUGGAUUAGUGCCUUGGAGAAGGCUUUUGAAGUGCUAGAAUGUACCAACGCUCAGAAACUGAUAUGCGCUGGGUACCAGUUGCAAAAUGAAGCCACGGCAUGGUGGAAAUCAGCUCGGCCAAAUCUCGAGGCAACUCAUCCUGACCCAACAUGGGACCAAUUUAAAGAAGUGUUCUUUAAGAAUUACUUCCCUGAAAGCCUCAGAGAUAGAAAGGAAGCAGAGUUCUCUGUCCUUACAAAAGGAUCAAAGAUAGUACUAGAAUACCAACAACAGUUUGAAGAUCUGCUCCAUUUUGCACCAGAUCACUUGAGGAAUGAGGCAAGCAAGACCAAGAAGUUUGAGAAAGGACUUAAACCUGAAAUAGGGGCUAUGUUGUCAAUUAUGGAGAUUGAAACCUAUGCUCGGAUGGUUGGUAAGGCAAAGACUGUUGAAGACAGACUGAAGGAUAAGUCGACUGCAUCGCAAGGAUCAUCUAAAGGCCUAGUAAUUUCCAGAAUUACAAUUGGCCUAACAAGACUUUCAAGAAACCUGGCGGCCCCAGUCUACUGUAGUACCGACGGCCAGAAGCAGGCCAAAAUUUGCAACCAUACCAUUCGGCCUAUAACCAGUCAAAUCAGUAUGUUCAUCCGGCUUCUGGUCAAACUACAACAUCUGUCCAGACUCCGUGGUCGACGGUAA